AUGAUUAUAUACACGGCCCGUGCUCCCCGGCGGGCAGUAGCCAGCGCGCUGCUGUCCGCCUACAUCCUCCGGGUGUUCACACCCUCCACCCUCAGCACUUAUCGUCUCUACCUCAUCGAGCAUGUCCUAGCCCACUGCCUGCUCGAGCUCGUCCUCGUCGUCGUCUACUGUCCCUACUUUGCGUACGCGGAGAAUGUACCAUUCGUCGGGUCGAUAUCGAUUUGCGCGUGGAUCAGCGACCAGAUCUCGUAUCUAUACUUUCCGUUCAUCGGCAUGUUCGGGAUUAGCUUCCCGUUACGGGCAAACUAUCGUUGUUAUUACCACCGCAUGUAUGUGCUUUUGAACCCCUGGGAAAAGAAAAUUCAUAAAUACAUUUUUACAACGUAUGAUGUCUCAUCCAUGAUACUAUCAAAUGUCGUGAUAGUCAUCUUGGUCUACAUGUCGAUCACGGGCCAGGAUGGCCUUCAGGACCGAUUGGCAGCGGAAGGGAUUGCCGUGAAAUUUUCACACGUCGACCGCACGAUCGUUACGUUUCAAUCGGAGGAGAAACAGAACCUGCUCGUCUGGGCAAUCUCUGUGUAUUUAUUUAGCUACUGCACGGCCGUGGGCUAUAUAAUUCUCCGAACCUUAUAUACUCUAAUGCGAGUCCGCAAGAUCAUGUCACAACGGACGCGGAAGAUGCAUUUUGUGCUAUUUUUCCAGAUUGUUAUUAAGACCAUCUUCCUCCUCGCCGUAGCCGGGAUCCCGGUGGUGCUCAUGUCUUGGGUAAUCUUUGCCCACACAUUAAUGCUAGAAGGCGGCUGGCUGAAUACUUAUAUGAAUGUCUUCAACUGGAUCAACGUGAUGAUCGCCAUGCAGAGCGGCAUUACCAUGUCUAUUCUCGUGAUCGUGUUGGCGGCUCCUUACAGAAAAGGUUUCCGCUACCUCCUCUUCCGAUUCCUCAGCAUGGUCACCGGACGUGAAUUUGCGGAGAAUUCGAUGCCGAUGCUCGCCGAGCAAUCGCAAAUGACCAGAGCGCCCAGCCUGUUCGUCUCGACCGUCGGCACUACAGUUACGGUGACAGGGGCACAACGACGGGUGCGGCCCAUGAAAAUCACGAUUGGCGUCACAAAU
Mesorhabditis spiculigera is the source of this 1113-nucleotide messenger RNA. NCBI's taxonomy places the organism in Eukaryota, Metazoa, Nematoda, Chromadorea, Rhabditida, Rhabditidae. The record is from the annotation of a GenBank genome assembly.